AUGGGCGAGCCCCGCCCCCGCCCCCGCGGCAGCGGCAGCGGCCGCAAGCCGAGCGCGGCCAUGCGCGCGCUGCGCGGCGCCCGCGACCUCUACGUCCGCGGGCUCAGGGGCCUCGACAGGCUGCUCGCGGCGGCGAGUCCCAGGAGGGCCGGCAUGGGCCGGCCGACGUCGUGGGUCUUCGGCGGCGUCGGCAGCCGGCACUCCGAGGAGGACCUGCGGGACCUCGUGCGCGUCAUGCAGGCCCGGCGCGCCGCGGCGGCCUCUGUUGGAAGCGGCGGGAAUAAGGAGGACGCCGCCAGCAGCGCGCCGCCUGUCAAGAGGCGCGGGGCCACGCCGCUGCAGAGGAUCAACGAGGAUGCGGCCGUCGUGCACCCGACCAGCUGA
Messenger RNA from Miscanthus lutarioriparius, 384 nucleotides. The record is from the annotation of a GenBank genome assembly. NCBI's taxonomy places the organism in Eukaryota, Viridiplantae, Streptophyta, Magnoliopsida, Poales, Poaceae.